CUUUUCUUCCUCCAAAGGGCUUUCUCAACGUUGCUUCAAGUGAAUCCCUGAUUUUCCUUUCUGUUUCUUGAGAAAACUAUAUUGAGAUGUUGAUGAUCAAAUUUGAUGGUUAAUGAAGGAGAAAUGCUGGCCUUGAACCCUAAGAAACACGGCAAAGAGGAUCAUAUAUGGACAUCUUCGUUUCAAAGUGUAAAGUACCCUGAUAUUGAGGGUUCAAUGGGGGACCUUUGUUACAAGAAAAAUGUAGCUCAGUAUUCUAAUGUUUCCAGUGAAGCUAAUAGUGCGACAAUGGCCACAACCGACGGCGACAGCGGCGUUGAAAUCACAGAUGGUAUAAAACUUAUCGAGGGAGAUAUAGAAGCAGCUUUAACUCUGAUGGAACUAUCAAACGAUCGUUUAUGUUUGCUUAAGACUAAGUUGCAAUCACCAGCGAGAAAUGGAACCUGUCUAGGUCAGCAAAACCGGACCAGAACGAAAGUUGGCGGUGAAUGUAUGAACAACGAUGAUGUUAGAAAAUUCGGGAUGAAUGGGUCGAGCUUAUUGAAUUUGAAGCUGAAAGAGACGGCAGGACAGAGAUAUAUUUGCAUCAACACUGAAAAGGUCCUUGAUGAAAAUGAACUGCCAAUUUCUUCUUUGAAGAGAAAGAAACCGUGUAAAUCUUCCUUGGGGAAAUGUGGUUUAAAGGAAGUGAAAGCUCAACCUGGUUCCUUUGGAGGAUCAGAGGUUGAAAAUAGUGUUCAAGGGUUGAAAGGCUUGAUCCCGAAACCAUUUGAGAAUUUGCAAUUUGGUUCAAGAUGCCCCGCUGCUCACCCGGGGAAUUCGUUCUCCAUCAUUCAUUUCCUUUCUUCCAUUCGCACUGCAAUGAUUACUCCGUAUGCAAAAGAUGAACCUUCAGCAUCAAGCAACAAUUCUGCUAAAAACAAUCCUGAAAGCAUUGGCGGAUACCACUGUCUCACCAUGUCUGAAAUUGUUGAGCGAGUCAGAUUGAAUCCAGGGGAUCCUUGCGUUCUCGAAGCUCAGGAGCCACUUCAGGAGUUGGUUCGAGGUGCUCUUGCUAUAUUUUCGUCAACAACAGCACCCCUUGGUGGAAAGGGCUGGAAGGCUCUCACUGUCUAUUCCAAGUGUGACAAGUGUUGGUCCUGGAUCGGUCCAUUAUCUAUUAAGCCACACAAUGAUUUGAAAGAAGCUUUAUCGUCCGAAGCUUGGGGUCUUCCAAGCAGGACAGUUCUGAAAUUAGCCAACUGCUUUGCAGAUUGGUUGAAAAUUGCUCAAGAGUCUCUUCAAAAGAUUGGAAGCCUUCCUGCACCACCAUUGACAUUGAUGCAUAAGUCUGUCAAUGUAACGGAAAGAUUAAGAGAAGUCCGUCCUCGAAAAACUGUAGCUACCAUCAGUCAAUACCCCAAAGAAAUAAGAGAUUAUUUCAGAAAGGAAGAAGCUGUUAGAUACUUUGUUCCAGAGAGGGCCUUUUCUUACACUGCAUUAGAUGGUAGAAAAUCCACAGUUGCUCCACUACGAAGGUGUAGCGGCAAGCCAUCAUCGAAAUGCAGAGAACAUUUUAUGCUUAAAGCAGAUAGACCACCGAAUAUCACUGUCCUCUCUCUCGUGAGGGAUGCAGCUGCCCGAUUGCCAGACCAUAUGGGCACUAGAGCCGACGUUUGUGUCCUUGUAAGAGACUCACAAUACAUCGUGGAAGAAGUCUCCGAUGAACAACUCAAUCAAGUUGUCAGUGGCGCCUUGGAUCGAUUACAUUAUGAACACGAUCCAUGCGUGAGAUUCAACGUGGAGAAGAAGUUAUGGUUCUAUUUACACGGGGAAAGAGAAGAAGACGAUUUUGAGUACGAUGCUACUUUUUCGACAAAGAAACGAAGGAGGCAACGAUGAGUCCCGUGAAUGUAUGUUACAUAGAGUUGCAGCUUUUUUGCGCCUUAUAUUAGCUAAAUACCAUCUCUUCUGUAGUCUUGAGUUAUGAUUUUUUGAGUUAGGCCAAGUGAACAAAUAUGAACAU
Molecule: messenger RNA, 2005 nt
Organism: Hibiscus syriacus
Lineage: Eukaryota; Viridiplantae; Streptophyta; Magnoliopsida; Malvales; Malvaceae
Exons: 2
Coding region: 106-1881 (591 amino acids)
Cellular component (GO): Ino80 complex
Source: RefSeq, a predicted model, not a curated record